This is a messenger RNA of Oncorhynchus kisutch (coho salmon), 2203 nucleotides long. Its product is annotated as RWD domain-containing protein 1. Lineage: Eukaryota; Metazoa; Chordata; Actinopteri; Salmoniformes; Salmonidae. The transcript is spliced from 6 exons. The record is from RefSeq and is a predicted model, not a curated record. Bases 293 to 1021 code for a protein of 242 amino acids. Gene Ontology annotation, molecular function: protein binding.
AAGUCGAAUUGAGUUAUUGCACACGAGCACUUCACAGGGUAGGCAUUCCCUAACGGAAAUAUGCUAAAUAUAAACUAGAACGCGACAAUAGGAUAGCGCUAGCGCUUGCUUGGCUCUGCCCACCUCCUUGCUUGUUUUGCCCACUAUGACUAUUUUGUUCCCAUUGGAAAUGACAAGCUAAGGUUUAUCUUGGUUAUAGAAAAGUCUUUGGUGGGCCCUUCUUUGAGCACGCACACGUCUGUGCCCGGUUGGUUAACUUUGCUAGCUCAUUGAUGGACCAUAGUAGAAGAAAAUGACAGAUUACGCUGAGGAGCAGCGAAACGAGCUGGAAGCUAUAGAGUCAAUUUACCCGGACUCGUUUACAGUGCUAUCAGAGGUGCCCAGCAGCUUCACCAUCACUGUGACAUCGGACGCAGGGGAAAACGAUGAAACGAUUGAAGUGACUCUACAGUUCACCUAUGUGGAGAAGUAUCCCGAUGAGGUGCCGCUGUGGGAGAUAUACUCCCAGGAGAACCUGGAGGAUUCAGACGCAGAGGGCAUCCUCACCUUACUGCAGCAGCAGGCUGAGGAAAACCUUGGAAUGGUGAUGAUAUUCACCCUAGUUACAGCAGUUCAGGACAAACUGAACGAAUUAGUCGACGAGAUAAAAAACAGAAGAGAGGAAGAGAAGAGGCGAAAAGAGGAGGCAGCGGAGGAGGCUGAGAAGGUGCUCUUCCAAGGAACAGUGGUCACCAUCGAGAACUUCCUGUCAUGGAAAGCCAAGUUUGAGCUGGAGAUGGCUGAGUUGAGGAGGAAACGGCAGAAAGAGGAGGAACAACAGCAGGCUGGAAAGAUUAAACUCACAGGAAAAAAGCUAUUUGAGACCGAUCACAAUCUUGACACAUCAGAUAUACAGUUCCUGGAAGAUUCUGGAAACAGUGUUGAAGUGGACGAGUCCCUCUUCCAGGACCUUGAGGAACUUGACCUGGAUGAAGACGACCCUGACUUUGACCCUCUGGCACUGGGCAGUGAUGAGGACUGAACUAGGAAGAAGAGAAAGAUGCCAUGGGCAUGUUCCAGGCAGACAUGUUUUCAAAUACUAUUUAUAAUCUUUAAAAUACUUUGAGCAUUUGCUCUAGCCUGCCUGGGGUGCCAGAUGAAUGGGGAUUGCAGUGUCUUGACUAUUUUAUUGGUUCCAUUGCGCCUGGCAAGCUCAAUCAAGCCCAGAAGAAAGCAUUUGAAAUGAUUUGAAAUAGUAUUUGAAACCAGGUCCGGUCCCAGAUCAUCUUUAUUGCAGUCACGUUGUGCCGCACAGAUUCAGAUCCCCCAAUGCCUGGGGAAGUGUUUUGCAUCUCAGGAAUGACAUCAAUGAGAUAUAGAAUUCUUCUGAGAUGCGUAGCACGACUGUAGUAUUUACGACUUUGAACGCAACCGAUACUAACAGGAGGGGAUCAUCACAGGAAGGGGAGUCACCGUAUCUGACCAAGCACAGAGAAGACAACCAAUAACACCCACAUUUGUUCUAAACGUGAACUAUAACUUCAGUUGACUGUAAACACAAUCACCUCAAGGCAUUUAUACACCCUUGUCAAUGAGUUGAUUUAUACCCGGAUGCCAUUAAAGAUGCACUAUGCAGAAAUCUCUUCACCAUUUCCUGGUCACAAAUAUUCUAGUUUGCUUAAUUUCAGUUUGACAAAACAAGUAUAGUGUAGAGAAUCAUUGUACCAUCUGAACCUCUGUGAAAUGUAUUUUCCAUAAACAAAAAUUGUCAGCUGUUUGAAGCUGGUGUACAAAACAAAAGAUAAACAGGUAGCAUAGAAAUAGCUCGCAUAGAACAGAUCUACUGCUUCUUAGAGUUGCUUUCAAUGUGAAUGAAAGAUCCAUAACUAGCAUUUGUGAAUUUUGUGUUAAGUGCUUUUCUUGGAUGUGGGGGACUAAGACCUUUACAUUGCCAUCUAGAUAAUCUGAAUGUGGAAAAAUAGAGAAUAAGUGCUUGCCGGCUUGGAAUUCACAAGGCAGUUGUAGAAACCCUGACUGACCCACAGAGGGCAGCAGCACAUUUUGUUACAGAACAUAACUUUCAAAAGACACUGGUUGAAUUCACUGUUUAUUCUAUCACCAUAUAGCUAAAAUGAGUCAAGACAAUUGCUUUUAGAAAUAUAUAUUUCAAUUCUUAACUUUAUGAAUACGUUUUUUAUACACAUUAAAAAACGACUGAAACUGG